AUGAUUCGAUUCCAUCUCAUCGCUCUCUCGCUUAUCUUAACUCAUUUAUUCCGAACGGAACAAAACCUUUUGGGAUCAAAACAUCGACUGACGCGCGAUGAAAUACACUCGGAGGAAUUCGCGCAAAUUCUGUCCAGUGCGGUUCAGGAUUGUAAUCGAGAACAUUCAUCGGAUUUCUGGCACAGACAAGAGACAGUGUCUGAUGCCACGAAACAGCUUGUGCAAGGCACAAAUUACGAAUUCACUGUUCGCCUCAGAGAAACCAGCUGUUUGAAAAAGCCCAUCAUUAAUGGAGAGAAAAAGGAGAGCGACGAUGAUUGUCUGGUCAAACAUAACUCGCCUCUCAUUAUUUGCUCCACCGCGGUCUGGUUUCGUCCGUGGUUAAAAGAGAAGAUACAAGUGACUGUUCGCGGACACUGGAAAGUCACCUCUGAGAAAUUCUCCCUCCAAGAAAUUCACUCCGCGAUUGCAGAACAGUCAGAUUUGGCCCAGAAAUUUGCAGAAACCAUGCAAAAAGCUGUAGAGGAUUACAAUUUACAGAAGAAACCCCCGUUUCUGGUUAGAUAUGCCGGUUUGGGGGGAAGAUUCCGACAGAUGGAAGAGCCUCGUAUGCUGGCGAAUGAGGUUUCAUUGAAAGCCACAAGUUGCAAGACGCCCACAGAUAGAAAUCAGUUUGAGCAACUUCAGUCGGAUGAAUGUUACAAUACCACUGGUCAAGACUAUGCUUGCGGUUUGCGAAUAACUGACACGUUGGAUAAUGCCACGCUGAUAAAUUGUGAACCGACUGCUUCUGCACUUGGAGGUUUAUGGCGCUUAUCUGCACCAAAACCGGUUGACGGUAAUCAAGACCGUGAAGCGCCCAAGCUUUUAGGAGCUCCGAAGCCGAAAUCAAGAAUCUGGAAGGAGCACUGGUCCUCGGAACCGUUGGACAUUUUCCUUUUGUCUAUUAACCGGGAUAUGUCCAUGGAAGAGUUAGAAACCGAGGAAAUGCGAGCGCUUCGUCGCGAGUUGGUAUUCACUUACAACGCGCAAAUCAAUGCCAUGUACAUGUUCACCCUCGCCAGUCUGAGAAAUGUUCAACUUCAGGAGGAGCCAGAAAAAUUGUACACUUUGACGGCACGAAUGCAAGAAACCAAUUGCAAGAAGAGUGACUAUUUGAAUAAUUUGGAAGCGUUUGAGAAAAAUUGCCACACGCUGGAUUCAAUGAAACCACAAGAGGAAUGUAAACUGACCGCAAUGGUUACCGGAAAACCAGAAAAACCGUACAAAAUUAUACUGGACAAAUGCAAACGUCUCACUUUUCCGUUGCUCACAAGUCUGGGUGGUCGAUCCCCGGUCAGUGCAACAGAUCGAGCCGGACAGGAUUUCCAGAAUCUAUUGAAACGGGUGGCUAAAUCGUUUAACGAGCAAUCCGAUUCGGGGAUUUUAUUCGAAGUGGACAAGGCGGAAAAUGUUCUCAGUCAGAUUGUUUCUGGACAAAUGUACUUCAUGAAUGUAACUUUCAAAGCAAACGGAUGUAAACCAACAGCAAAACGUCCCUGUUAUCAAGAAACUGAGAAACAUACAUAUCAGUGUAAUGUCGAAGUUUAUCAAAAUCCGUCAGACAAUCUCGGAGAGUCGAUCAAUAUUUCCAAUUGCCGGCACCUCUUGGAGAGUGUAAAUCCGGUUGAAGGUAAAUGGACGGAGCUAAAAGGACAGUCAGCCGGGAAGGAUGAAUUCCAACAGAUUGUGAAAAAAGCCGUUCAGGUUUACAAUGACGUCUAUAGCAAGAAGAAGAAUUGGAUUUUGUUUUAUGUGGAUGAUGUACUGAAGUUGACCGGAAAGAAGGAACUGUUCAGUUUUAUUCUGCACAUGAAAAAAGAGAAAAGUGAUAUUCAGAAGAAAUGUCACGUGACUAUUCUCAACCCAUCUGAGAAUACGAGGCAAAUUGCAAUAAGAAACUGUGUAACGUACCGCCAACCGAAGGUCAUGGUUGGUGCCCCACAGCCGCUAGAUGAAGAUGCACAGGAGAAAGAAGAUUUCCACGCAUUGAUCAAGAAAGCUGCUGCCCUUCACCACAAGGAAGCUGAAAGUCGGUAUUUCCACCGCAUUGAUCGCGUUGAAAAUCCAACUACACAGGUUGUUGCGGGAACCCUAAUCCGAUUCAAAAUUCAUCUACAACCGACCAGCUGCUUGAAGGCAAAGCAUAAGGACGAAUUCGAAAAGGGGAAGUUCCACACAUGUGGCCCGGUCAACAUCACUCACGUCGUGGUUUGUGAUGUGGAAGUAUGGCGAAAACCGUGGAUGAAUUUUGAGGAAAUCAAGCUACAAUCAUGUGAAUUGCAACGAAGGAAUAGUAGCGCCCAAGGAAUGAUACAAACCACCAACCAGGGUUUUCUCAGCAAGCCCUAUUUUCAGGAAAUGUUAGAUCGUGCCACAAUUGUGAUAAACACACAAAUGGACAACAAAGUUUUCUACAAGCGUAUCACGGUGGAAAAUAUUACAAGACAGUUGGUGAACGGCUAUAAAUACACUUUCGAAAUGGGAUUAAUUUCCACUUUAUGUCUGCGGGAUGAAGAUUUCACCUCUUUCACGGUGAUGCGCUGGAGUAAAUGCACAGGAAAAGAGAAAUGGCACUCACCUAAUAUAAUUGAUUGGCAGUACAUGGUUCAAUGCCGAGUCCAAGCCUGGAAACGUCCCUGGUUACAAAAUUCACGAUUGGUUAUUGUGGACAAAUGCAAACUGAUACACGAGAAUCGAAGCGCAUUGUUCCUGAGCUCCUUAGGUGCCCCAGAUCGUGGCGGAGUGAAUAUGACCUAUGUGGCCGAUGUGCUUCCGCGUUUGGUGAAAAUGUUCAAUCGCCGCGAAAACCUGACCUACACGUACGAGAAACAGAAUAUUGAAAAAUUAGAACAACAAAUUGUGGCCGGACUGAAGUUGAAUUUCGACUUGUUUUUGAAACCACAACCAGGAUCAUCGAAAUGUGCGAACAAGGAGAGUAGCACACGCAACUGUCCACCGGAAAAUGGGCACUUGACAGACUGCAACGCUACUUGGGUGUCCGGUAACGGUCAUUCGUGCUUCAUUAAAAAGGGCACGCAUUUCUAUCUCUGUAAGGCCUCAGUUUGGUUACGUGAAUGGAUGAAUUCGGAAAUUCUCAGUUUGGACGAUUGCAUGAUGGUUGAAAUGCCAAAAUCCACGUUGAUCGGUGUUCCACAACCCCUGGAGGUGAAAAAGUCGAAUCCGAAAUUGAAGGAUAUCACAGAACGUGCCACCAAAUUGUACAAUGAGAAACUAGCCGACGAUUUUGUGUUCGGUAAUGGUCAAAUAUCCGAUGCGGAGGAACAGGUUGUGGCAGGUCUACUGACAAAAUUCAAGUUGCGUUUGGAGCCAGUAGCCUGUAAAUUGAACGCCAAUAGACGUCGAUGCGAUGUAAGAGGUUCUCGACUACGCGUUGAAUGUCAAGUACUGUUCUGGGAACGACCUUGGUUGGACGAAUCGGAAAAAAUAGCCCUAGAAAAUUGUCGUCGUUUCUUUGACGAUGGGACUGCCGCAAACCACGAAGUUCGGCUUUCACGCGAAGAGGAACAGAGUGAAGACUUCAAAGCGAUGCUUGAUCAAAUGGCUAAACUAUACCAACCGGGUGUACCGAUCAUCUAUGACGUUGACAAAAUCCUCAAUGCUCGCGUUAAAGAUCAAGUCAGCUGUGAGGGCCAAAUUUCCGAACAUCCCACAGGUUAUCGAACAAUGAGUUUGCGUAAUUGUCGAGUUUUGUGGAAAACGGAAUCCGAGCGUGCCUUGACGAAAUCUGAACAAGCAAGCAAAUGGUUCCGUCAGAGCGUGCAUGACGCGAUUAAACUUCAUCAGUCCAGUGUGGCAUCAAACAAUCUGUUCAAACUGCGUUCCAUCGAAAACGGUACAUUACGACGAAGUGAUAUUGAACUGAUAAAGUAUCGGAUGAUCCUAACUGAAACUGAUUGCGCCAAGAGUGAGCAUGAUAUUGGGAGUGACGAUGAUCAAUGCCCCGAGAAGGAGCCUGCGGUAAGUUGCGAUUUCUUACCCAUCCCACUCUUUGUUCUUCUUUGGAAUUCACAAUAG
This is a messenger RNA of Echinostoma caproni, 4077 nucleotides long. NCBI's taxonomy places the organism in Eukaryota, Metazoa, Platyhelminthes, Trematoda, Plagiorchiida, Echinostomatidae. The record is from the annotation of a GenBank genome assembly.